GUGUCAAAUUCUCAUCUUUUCAUCAUAUUUUCUUGUUAUAGUUGUUCUGCUUUCAAUAUUCAGCAAUAAAAGUCAUUUCAUUUUCCAAUCACUGUACUUCUCAUUCUUCAAUUUGCUGUCAUUUAGUUCCUCUCUUGCUAUAUGCAUAAACACCAUUUUACACUUGAUCCACUUUUAACUUAUCAUUUUGGUAUCAGAGCUGUGGUUGUAGAAGGCUUUGUUUGUGCUGAUCAUUAUGGCAGGAAAAGGUGGUGGUACAAAAUUUGAGAUUUCACAUUUUGAUGGAUCAAAUUUUGCACUAUGGAAAUUGAAGAUGCAUGCAGUGCUCGUGAAGGAUGGUUGUGCAGUUGCUCUCUUGCCAAGAGAAGAGAAACUCGAAGGAAUGACGGAUAAGCAAUUCUCUGAGAAGGACGAGAUGGCCUUGGCAAAUUUGCAACUGGCGCUGGAUGACAAUGUUCUGUUCAAUGUAGAGACAGAGUCAACUGCAAAAGGGCUUUGGGAAAAGCUUAAGAAUAUUUAUGAAGGCAAGUCGUUGGCAAACAAGAUUUUUCUAAGGCGGCAGCUUUACAACUUGAAGAUGAAAGAUGGAGGGUCAGUACAAGAGCACCUCAAUGAAUUCAAUUCCCUUACUAGUAAGCUUCUGUCUCUUUAUGUUAAAAUUGAUGAUGAAGAGAAAGGAAGUAUCUUCCUAUGUUCUAUGCCUGACUCUUGGGAUAACCUGAUAAUGAGUUUGAGCCAUGUGAAGGUUCUUGAUAUGGACUCUGUUGUAGCAUCACUAUUAACUGAGGAGAUGAGGCGAAAAUCUAGCCAAUCUAGUCCUAGAGAUGCUAUGCAUGCAAGGAAGGACUGUAGAGCAAAGAGAGGUGAGGAUUCCAGUACUGACAAUUUUCAAGGAAAUCUUGUGCAGAGUCUUGAUUUUGCAGAAGACGGGGAUGCCUUGACUGCUACAAAAUGUGUGGAACUAUGCAAUCAGUGGAUUCUUGAUUCAGUGGGAAAAGCUAAUGUUGCAAGUACCAAGUUUGAAUCCUCUUCUGUUUGGCACAAACGGUUGGGACAUAUGAGUGAUCGUGGGCUUCAGGUACUAUCUGAUCAAAAACUUCUUCCUGGUUUCAAGACUGACUUAUUAGGUUUCUAUGAAGAUUGUGUGUUUGGAAAACAACAUAGGCUGUCUUUUUCUUUGUCAACAAACAGAAGCCAUAAAUUCCUUGACUUGAUUCAUGUUGAUACUUGUCAAGUACCUGCUGUUUCUAUUGGUGGGUGUUCUUACUUUGUGACAUUCAUUGAUAAUUUCUCCCGAAAGGUAUGGAUUUUCAUGCUCAAAAGGAAAUCUGAUGCUUUUGAAAAAUUCAAAAGUGAGCAUGGUAUUAAGAGACAUCUUACAGUACCAGGAACACCACAACAGAAUGGGGUUGUUGAGAGAAUGAACCAGACUCUCAUGGAGUGUGCUAGAUGCAUGAUGAGCACUGCAAAAUUGGGGAAGGAAUUUUGGGUUGAAGCUGUUAACACUGCAUGCUAUCUAAUCAACCGCUCACCCACUGUUUCUCUCAAGAUGAAAACUCCAGAGGAGGUUUGGUCUGGUAAACUUGCAAAUUAUUCUUUCCUUCGAAUAUUUGGAUGUGAUGCUUAUGUUUGGGUGCCUAAGGAGAAAAGAACCAAAGUUGACAAAAAUUCAAAAAGAUGUAUUUUUCUUGGCUAUGAGAUAGGUACAAAGGGGUAUAGAUUGUGGGAUCCUACUGCCCGCAAGCUUAUUAUUAGCCGAGAUGUGGUUUUUAAUGAAGAUGUUUUUCAAGGCACAACUAAAAAGGAAGAAGCAAGGAAGAUUGUUAUUGAGCAAGAAGCUAGUUUUGAUGAUGUUGUACAGGAGGAAAAUAUUCAAAAUGAUCCUCAAUAUGAGUCUGAGCCUGAGUUUGAGCUUUUACAUGAAGGAACUUCAUCUGGUGAUGCUGUUUCGCCUCGACCUCGAAGGGCCAUUAGACCUCCAACGAGGUAUGAUGACUAUGUUACAUCUUUGAAGCCUCAAUCUAAUUAUGUAUGUGCUUAUCUUGCUUUGUCAGAAGAACAUGAGCCAACUUCUUUCAAAGAGGCUUGUGAGUCUGUCAAUUCUGACCAAUGGCGAGGUGUAAUGGAGGAGGAGAUGGAGUCUUUGCACAAGAACAAAACUUGGGAUCUUGUUCAGCUACCAGAAGGUCGAAAGGCAAUUGGAUGUCGCUGGAUAUACAAGUUGAAGAAGGACUCAGAAGGGAAUAUAGAAAGAUACAAAGCCAGACUUGUGAUUAAAGGGUAUGCCCAAAAACCUGGUAUUGAUUUUGAUGAAGUUUUCUCACCAGUUGUUCGUAUGACUACUAUUAGAGUUGUUUUAGCUCUUGCUGCUUUUCUUGAUCUUGAGUUAGAACAACUAGAUGUCAAGACAGCUUUCUUGCACGGUGACUUGAAUGAAGAAAUUUAUAUGACACAACCUGAAGGCUUUGUUGAAGAAAAUAAUAGAAGUUUGGUUUGUCGGCUGAACAAAUCGCUUUAUGGUCUGAAACAGGCACCUGGAUGCUGGUAUAAGCGGUUUGAUUCCUUUAUCGUGAGCUUGGGAUUUCAUAGAUGUGAAGUUGAUCAUUGUGCUUAUUUUUGUGAUUAUAAUGAUGGAUGCUUCUAUAUCUUGUUAUUGUAUGUAGAUGACAUGAUUAUUGCGGGAAAUAAUCCCACUUAUGUCUUUACAUUAAAAGCUCAACUUGCUGGGGAAUUCGAUAUGAAGGACUUGGGAGCCAUGAAUCAAAUUCUUGGGAUGAAGGUAUUUAGAGAUAGAGAGGACAUGAAGAUCUGGUUGAAUCAAAAGAACUACAUAGAAAGGGUUUUGCAGCGCUUCAAUAUACAGAAUGCUAAACCAGUGAGUACCCCCUUUCCUGUUCAUAUUAAGCUGUCUUCAGAAUACUCACCCAGCACUGAAGCAGAGAAGGCAGCGAUGCCGGACAUUACACAAGCAGUGGGAGCUGUUAGCAAAUACAUGGCAAAUCCUGGUCGUGUUCAUUGGGAUGCAAUGAAGUGGAUCCUUAGAUAUUUAAAGGACACUUCAAGUGUUUCAUUGUGUUACAAGUCAAUGGAACCCGAUUGUGUUGGUUUUGUUGAUGCAGACUUUGCCGGAGAUAGAGAUAAAAGAAGAUCAACUUCUGGUAAUGUCUUUAUCAUGGCGGGUGGUGCAGUUAGCUGGGAGUCUAAAUUGCAACCGGUUGUAGCCUUAUCAACAACAGAGGCAGAGUAUAUCUCUAUCUCUCAUGCUUGCAAAGAAGCUAUUUGGUUGGAGAGGUUGCUUGCAGAAUUUAAAAUGAAGCAAGACACGUUUUCUAUGCAUUGUGACAGUCAAAGUGCUUUGUUAUUGGCUAAGAAUCCAACUUUUCACUCUCGCACAAAGCAUAUCGAUGUCUGCUAUCAUUUUGUUCGACAAUUAGUUGAAGAUGGGAAGAUACUUCUGCACAAGGUUCACACAAGUUCAAAUCCAACAGAUAUGUUAACAAAACCAGUGGCCCGUGACAAGUUCAAUUGGUGCAAGUCUUCAAUUGGACUUGAAGAAGUUUGAUUCCUUUUUCAUUUUUCUGUUUGUUUUGUUUCAAGAAACGUGUCUUCAAGUGGGAGAUUGCUGAAGACCAAGUCAAAUAAGACUGUUAGUGGAGUCCUAAUAAAGUGGAGCUGCUGGAGCAUACUAGAUUUUUUAUCUAGUAUGAAGCCACGUUUUUAGUAGAGAGUUACAACAAACUUCUGUUAUUUUGCUGUCUAUAAAUAAGGAGAAUGACCAGUUGCACUGUGUGUCAAAUUCGCAUCUUUUCAUCAUAUUUUCUUGUUAUAGUUGUUCUGCUUUCAAUAUUCAGCAAUAAAAGUCAUUUCAGUUU
Messenger RNA from Rubroshorea leprosula, 3872 nucleotides. The record is from the annotation of a GenBank genome assembly. Lineage: Eukaryota; Viridiplantae; Streptophyta; Magnoliopsida; Malvales; Dipterocarpaceae.